Molecule: messenger RNA, 723 nt
Organism: Nannizzia gypsea CBS 118893
Lineage: Eukaryota; Fungi; Ascomycota; Eurotiomycetes; Onygenales; Arthrodermataceae
Exons: 3
Coding region: 1-723 (240 amino acids)
Source: RefSeq, a predicted model, not a curated record
AUGGAAAACCCAGUCGCCGAAAUUCCGCAGGUAAUCCAUCUGCUCACCCAGUCUAUUCCCUCGGUGCAGCAACAAACAAUUGAGAAAUACUUCACACCCUCCGCUUCAAUUACACAUCCAUUUUUACAUUCUGGCUCAUUUCAAGGCAGCCGAUGGCUGAUCAGUCGGAUAUUUCUUUUCUACAAAAUCAUGUCACCACAUGUUGAUCUGCACGUCAAAUCAGUAGCGUUUGACCGCGAAAAUUUGCUGUUAUACGUCACCGUGUCGCAAGUUUUCCGCAUAUUCAUUGUCCCCUUAUACACUGCGCCAGUAACUCUCACCACGGUGCUACAGCUUAUUGAGGGCGCAGAACAAGAUAGUCCAACCCAGCAACGCCUUAAAGUGCCGGUUGUCGAACUUACGAACUCGAAUACAGACCUUCUAGCUUCCUCUACAUCGACUUUAGUCGGGGAGUACUCUAGCACUACAGUCAAGCUAUGCAGUUCUACAAAGCCGCUAUACUACAUCGCUUCGCAGAAUGACCUGUACCAAACGAACGAGUAUAUAAAAUUUAUCAUGCCCUAUGGGAUUGGGGAGGUCCUUGUGCUGUUCUGGCACGCCUUUGCUACCAUAUUUUGCGUGCUGGCUUCCUAUUUCUUUUGGCCGAUUGCGUGGGCGGAGGAGAAUGGUAUACUACACAUUACUAGAUUUGACAGCACGCUUGGUAAGACGAAGACAAAUUGA